GGAUUUCAUGAGAUUCUGAGAUUGUACCUCAUGUGAGGGUCUUGUGAAGAUCCACUGUGGUGUAACAUGGCUUAACUUCCCGCGCUCUUUGCACAGAAAGCAGUUAUUUACCACUUCGUUCCUGAGCUUUGAUGAAACAACAGAGAGAAAGAAAAGAUGGCUCCUUUUGUUUCAAAUGAAAGGAAAUGUAAAUUUCGCUCAAGGAUGUAUGCAGCCAAGCCUGUCCUGUGUUGGAUCGUAAUUCUGUGCUGUUGGCAGGAAACUCUAGCCACACCUACGAUGAUCUUCAUGCUGAACAGAACCAGAGUGGCACUAGCAGGAGAAACUCUUGACUUCUAUCUGUCAGUUUUUGUCCCAGCAAACUACACCACUAGCAAAGUUGUAUGCUACACUCAGAACAAGACAAAAGUUUGGAGUAAAGAAAUUACAAGUAAAAUAUCUGAAACUACAGAGCCGGUGAGGGCACGUAUCAACAUGCGCAACAGCUCCAGUUCUGGCAAUUACUACUUUAGUUAUGCAAAUCAGGAAGCGCAUUGGGUGGUUCACGUGAGAGAUAAAGGUUAUCAGGAGCCACCCAAAGAGUUAGAAAGUGCCAUCAUCGUAAUGCUGGCAUUCUCAGGAAUUCUGCUCAUCUUCACUGUUGCUGGCUCUCUUUACAUAUUAAAGAGCUACAAGGAACACACUCCUUGUAGAGAUGACAAAAAUGAAGUUGCAGAGCAGAAACCAGGGGAGAGUGAUGGAGAGAUUUUGGAUGAAGAUGCUGCAUCUGCAUCACUCUACACAACUCUACAAUGCAGAUCGGGCUCUAUUUAUGAUACACUGCAUUCAGACACAAUGCAUGUAGAAAACUCAAAGAAGAAAAAGUAUGAAAAGCACUACAACGCACAAGAAGAUGAUGUAUUGGAUUCUGUGUAUGAAAACCUGUCAAUUCAGAGAAUGAAUGAAUGAAUGAGAAAAUGAAUGUGAUUUAUGAAUACUUCCUGUAAUGUGCUUAAGUGUCAAAUAAAGAUUUUUUUCUCUUUUUUUAUAAUUUAAUAUUUUAUGGGCCAGUAUGACGGAAAAUAAAUAAACGAUCAAAACAACUGAAUGUGUCGUUUUUCGCCCUGACGCUGUGUAAACCAAUCAGAAGACAGCUUCAGUUGCGUGCAACCAAUGGGAACCCUCGCAUCCGAACUUCCUGUCUGUUUGCUCCUCCUCCUAAAGUGUAAACAAUGGCAGCCGAGGGAGAUUUUUUGAUACGUUACCGAGCGGUGUCAAAUAAACUUAAAAAACGUUUUCUGCGGAAGCCUAAUGUCGCUGAAGCAAGUGAACAGUUUGGUCAGCUGGCCAAGGAGCUCAAACAGCAAGACUGUCCUCAAUAUGCUGCCUUCUGUAAUCUCGCCAUGGCCCGCUGUGAGCAGACCCUGUUCAAUGCUCCAGGAGAAGCCCUGGCACUGACUGAUGCAGCCCGACUCUUUCUGGCCUCAGAGCAGGAGACCCGAGCGCUGAGGGCUCCCGGCUUUGAUGAGAAUAUGCAAGCAGCAAUGAACUGCUAUAGUUUUGCUAUUAAGGUCUGUAUUGAGAUGAAUCAGCCUGUUAUGGCGGCCAGUCUCUCACUGGAGCUUGGCAAUGCUCUGAAGGAGAUGAACAGACCCGGGGAGGCGAUAGUUCAUUUCCAGAGAGCCGCAGAACUGCAGAUUCAGACUCCAAUUGAGGCCUUGCUGUCACUGUGGGAAAUGGCCUCCUGCAAAAUACUGACCCGCGAUUACGAUGGCGCUCUUGCCGUUCUCUCUGAGAUGCAGCACAUGUGUCAGGAAAGAGGACUACAGCUUCCGGGGACAAACACCCCUGUCGGUGCAUUUAUGGAUGUCAUAGCAAAGUGUGAAAUCUCCAGGGUAUUACUUCUUAUGCUACUUGAGCCUCCCCCUCAAAAGCUGCUCCCUGAGCACGCUCAAACACUAGAGCGAUACGCCUGGGAAUCCUUCGACUCACACAGUCAGGUAAACUUCCUUCCAGAAAAUGUGUUCCUCUUUCUGCAAUCAGUCGUGAUGGCCUGUCAGGAAAAGGAUACAGAAUCUCUCAAGGCUCUCCAGACAGAGCUAUGGCCACUCCUUUCGGCAGAACAGAAUCAUCUCCUCCACUUAGUGGUUCAGGAGCGAAUUACACCCUCCGGUCAGGGCAUAUGAUUCAGUGCAAUACACCCCCACAAAACAGUUCUUAUUGGAACAUUCCUAUGCCAGUGCCUGGUGCAUUUUGCAUGAGGACUGCAGAAGGUCACUGAACCUACCAGAGCUGUACAUACACGCAUGAACAUUUCUAUACAAACUCGCUUUAGUGAUACUGUAUGAAUGUACAUUUUAUUGUCCAUUUUCAAUAAUGGUAAGAUAUCGUGUUGAAAAGGUAAAUAAUUAUGUUGAAGUUUAUUUAAAGUUGUAAAAUAUUGAUGUUGUGAAUAAUAAAAUAACAAAAGCGA
This is a messenger RNA of Carassius gibelio (silver crucian carp), 2452 nucleotides long. Its product is annotated as 40-kDa huntingtin-associated protein. Bases 1212 to 2165 code for a protein of 317 amino acids. Lineage: Eukaryota; Metazoa; Chordata; Actinopteri; Cypriniformes; Cyprinidae. The transcript is spliced from 17 exons. Gene Ontology annotation, biological process: vesicle cytoskeletal trafficking. The record is from RefSeq and is a predicted model, not a curated record. Gene Ontology annotation, cellular component: early endosome. Gene Ontology annotation, molecular function: protein binding.